UCCAAAGGGUGAUCUGAAUGAUCAAUGCCUGCAUUUCCUAGGGCUGUGGUGAGUUCUUCCCUGUAAUUCUGUGACCUAUACUGGCAUCAUCAUGUUCGCUGUACUGCUGCUGCUGUUGAGUCUGCAGUGUUUCGAUCAAGCAGCAAAAGAAGCAGAAAAUAAGGGGCUGCUAUCGGACAUUCUUUCUUACAUAUUUGAAGGUAUAAUAAAAGCAGUUGCAGAGAUAAUGGAUGAGUACAAUGAGGAAUCUUAUGAAGAUGAGAAUGAAAAAGACCUUGACUGGCUGUUGGCCCACAUAGAUGAAUGUGAACCAAAUCCUUGUUACAACAAUGGUACAUGUAAGAAUGAUGGUUAUGAUGAUUUCAAAUGCAUUUGUCCUCCGCCGUUUACUGGCAAAAGAUGUCAAGAUGUUAUAAAUGUUUGUAAGAAUGUCAAAUGCGGUCGUGGCGAGUGUGUCCGUAUCGAUGAAGAUCCCUUUUAUGAGUGCAAGUGUAUCGCCCCCUUCCAGCCUCCCACCUGCCAGAAAGCCUCACCCUGUAAUCCCAGUCCCUGUUUGAAUGGUGGAACAUGUGUAAAGGGUCGUACACGGACUCAAUUCCAUUGUAACUGUCCUGAAAACUACAGUGGAAAGUUCUGCCAAGUUGGUCCUGGUGAUUGCUAUGAGGGAGAUGGUUCCUCAUACAGAGGUUUUGUCAGUGAGACAGUGUCAGGACGGGAUUGUCUGCCUUGGAACUCUUACCUAAUAAUGCAGUUUAGUCCUUUUGAUAAAGAUGACGAUGUAGAAGAGGAUGGAAUUGGACCUCAUAACUAUUGCAGGAACCCAGAUCGGGAGAGUCAGCCCUGGUGCUUCAUGAGAUACAAAAAUAAGUUGCGUUGGGAUGACUGUAAUGUCACACGCUGCCCUGAACCAGCUCCUACAACUGAGCUAUCACCUACUGGAGGGGAAGAGUCUAAUGUGAAAGCAGAGUUCUCUGAGUGUGGAAAGCCAAAGCCAAGUAGGAUUACAUCUAGGAUCUUUGGUGGGAGAAAGACCAAGCCUGGAGCUCAUCCCUGGCAAGUCUCAUUUCAGGUCCGUGUCCAGAAUAGCACUGAUGACUUUGGUCACAAUUGUGGAGGAAUACUCCUGAACUCUUGCUGGGUCCUCACGGCUGCUCACUGCAUUGAUGAAGAAUAUGAGAUGCAGGUGCUGUUGGGUGGGGUGGACCUGAAGAAGCAAGAGGCAGCAGAUCAGACUAUUGAUGUUGAAGAUUAUUUCGUGCAUGAGAACUACACUGAAACCAAACAGGCCUUACAUAAUGACAUAGCCCUGCUCAAACUGAAGGCUGUGACAGAUGAUGGUCUUUGUGCCAGAGAGACUAGGUAUGUCAAAUCUGCCUGUCUGCCCCCUGGCCCUUUUCCUGAUGGGAUGGAAUGCUCUAUAUCAGGCUAUGGAGUCACUGAGAAUGAUGAAGACGGUUCCACUCAUUUGCUGGACACAAAAGUUCUCCUGGUCAACCAGACCCGCUGCAUGGCUUCUGAUGUUCUUGGUGAUGUGCUGGAUGACAGCAUGUUCUGUGCUGGAAGAAUGCAAGGAGGGAUUGACACUUGCCAGGGAGACUCUGGGGGCCCUCUUGUCUGCAAGCAGAAUGGCACACAUUACGUAUAUGGAGUGGUGAGCUGGGGUGAUGGCUGCGGCAAGAAGUAUAAACCUGGUGUUUAUGCUCGUGUCACACACUUCAUUGACUGGAUCAAUGAAAAGAUUCGCCCCACAUAGAGCAGCAUGUGUAUGCAAUAUUGACUGUGUUGACAUCAGAUAGUUGAUAAUGUAGCAUAGCUUUCAAAAACCUUUUUAUUUUGAAUCCCAUUGUCAUAAGUCAUACAUCAAUCAAGUAUUCUUAAUUAAGCUUAUGUCUGUAGCUAUUGGCAUACUGAAAAAGCUGAACCUGCCAGGCAUAAAGUAUACUUUAUCAAACAUCUCUUAAAUAUAACUCCUGCCAUUGGCAGUCUAAAAUAACAAUUGUCCACCUGUGACACACAAAGUUCUUAUACAUUUGACUUCCAAUGCUACUGUUAAAUCAAGUUUUCCAGCAAUUUCAAUAAAGGCAUUUUCCUCAAAAAAAACAACAACAACAACAAAAAAAAAAACUGUUUGCUUUGUUUAUUUGUUCAUUAAUAAAAAGAAAGACACUUGUCUUUCCAUUACAGUAA
Tachysurus fulvidraco (yellow catfish) is the source of this 2187-nucleotide messenger RNA. RefSeq names its product hyaluronan-binding protein 2. Gene Ontology annotation, molecular function: serine-type endopeptidase activity; calcium ion binding. The coding region runs from base 92 to 1753 and encodes 553 amino acids. NCBI's taxonomy places the organism in Eukaryota, Metazoa, Chordata, Actinopteri, Siluriformes, Bagridae. The record is from RefSeq and is a predicted model, not a curated record. Gene Ontology annotation, biological process: proteolysis; blood coagulation. The transcript has 13 exons.